Prorocentrum cordatum is the source of this 830-nucleotide messenger RNA. The record is from the annotation of a GenBank genome assembly. NCBI's taxonomy places the organism in Eukaryota, Dinophyceae, Prorocentrales, Prorocentraceae.
AGGUCGUGCUGGAGGGCAUCGCGGGUUUUACGCCGCAGCUUCCGCCAGGACCUCGCGACGUCGUUGGACAGGAAGAGCAUUGGCAUAAAGACGUUGCUUGUCGUCGCCGAGAUGGCCGUGCAGAGACAGAAUCCUGUCACGAAGGAGACGUCUUCAUGGAGUGCCUGGAGAGCGCUGGGUCCUUCAACUGACGCGUCCGCCGCCGAUUGGGUCAGAUCGGCCAGUGCGCUCGCUCACCGCCGCCCUCGCUUCCCCCUCGCAGGGGGGAGGUUACGAGUGAUGCAGGGUUGGUCGUUGUGCGGGGGCUGCUGGGGAGCGCCGAAUCCACACGCUGCAUCUACUGAUGCUAUUCCGAGGGGCACGGGCCAGUCCCAGCGCAGUCCCCGAGUGUUCGGAUUCCAGCUGCAGCACGCUUGCGCUUCGCUUGGCGCCGGGCUUCUGUACAGCGUCCUCCUCCACCCUCUCCUUGUUUACGCUCGUCACCUCCUUGCCACCUCCUUCUCAUCCCCUUUAUAUCACCCCUCGGCCGCAAUGAGUCGGUCGCGGGGGUUGUUCGGUUGACGGCGCUAGGGACGAGCAGGUGUAAUAGUGCGUUGAAGAUUUGUGCUCGUCUGGCUGGCCAGACUCGGCGCGGUAGUGCCAGGUUCUGAGCGGCCAUGGUCUAUUGGUGGCUGAACGCCUCCAUGUUGGCCAGGGUAUCCUGGGCUCGCUGCGAUGAAUGUUCGCGUGCCUGCUCAGAGUAGCAGCUAGCGCCCCGCCAUGGCACCGCGAUCCGUGCAGGGAGCCGCGUGCCCCAGAGCCUGCAAGAGAAGGUGGGUGCAGCAAGCGGG